This is a messenger RNA of Asparagus officinalis (garden asparagus), 1570 nucleotides long. RefSeq names its product abscisic acid 8'-hydroxylase 1-like. The transcript is spliced from 6 exons. NCBI's taxonomy places the organism in Eukaryota, Viridiplantae, Streptophyta, Magnoliopsida, Asparagales, Asparagaceae. Gene Ontology annotation, molecular function: iron ion binding; oxidoreductase activity, acting on paired donors, with incorporation or reduction of molecular oxygen, NAD(P)H as one donor, and incorporation of one atom of oxygen; heme binding. The record is from RefSeq and is a predicted model, not a curated record. Gene Ontology annotation, biological process: abscisic acid metabolic process; sterol metabolic process. The coding region runs from base 50 to 1495 and encodes 481 amino acids.
UCCUAAUCCCACUCUAACCCCCCCUCUCCCUCUCUCGAGAACCAAAGGCAUGGAUUCAACAUCCACCGUUUCCAUGCUCUUCCUCCUCUCCUCUUUCCUCCUCUUCAUCUUCCUCCCCUUCCUCUGCCUCCUCUGCACCCUAUCUUCAAAGAAAAGGCCCACUAGCUCAAAAGCCCAAAGCCCACCUCUCCCUCCAGGCUCCAUGGGCUACCCUUACAUCGGCGAGACCUUCCAGCUCUACUCCAACAAUCCCAACACCUUCUUCGCCCUCAAACAGAAGAAAUACGGCCCCAUCUUCAAAACCCACAUCUUGGGCUGCCCCUGCAUCAUGGUCUCAAGCCCCGAGGCCGCCAAAUUCGUCCUCGUCACCAAGCCCACCUCUUCAAAGCCCGGACGUUCCCGCGCCAGCAAGGAGAGGAUGCUCGGCCCCCAGGCCAUCUUUUUCCAGCAGGGAGACUACCACGCCCGCCUCCGGAGGCUCGUGCUACGGGCAUUCAUGCCUGACGCUACCCGCGCCAGCGUCCCCUGGAUCGAGGACGUCGCGCUGCGCGCCCUCCGGUCCUGGGACGGGCGGGAAAUCAACACUUUCCAAGAAAUGAAAACCUACGCGUUUAACGUGGCGCUCCUGUCGAUAUUCGGCAAGGAUGAGAUAUCGUCCAUCGAAGAGCUGAAGAAGUGCUACUACACAUUGGAGAAGGGGUACAACUCCAUGCCUGUUAACGUCCCCGGGACUCUGUUUCACAAAUCGAUGAAGGCCAGGCAGCAGCUGGGCCAGAUUGUUGCGAAGAUCAUCUCGUCGAGGAGGCAGAGGAAUGUAGAGGGGAGGGAUCUGUUGGGUUCGUUCAUGGAAUCGAAAGAGGCCCUCACUGAUGACCAGAUUGCCGAUAACAUCAUUGGAGUCAUUUUCGCCGCUCGUGAUACCACCGCCAGUGUUUUGACCUGGAUCGUUAAGUAUCUGGGAGAGAACCCUAGCAUCCUCAAAGCGGUUACGGAGGAGCAGGAGGAGGUGAUCAGAGAAAAGGAGAUGGCGGGGGGAGGAGACAAGACUCUAACUUGGGCUGACACGAAGAGGAUGCCUUUUACUUCGAGAGUGAUUCAGGAGACCAUGAGAGUUGCUUCCAUUCUAUCCUUCACCUUCAGAGAAGCAGUAGAGGAUGUGGAGUACGGAGGGUACCUCAUUCCGAAGGGAUGGAAAGUCCUCCCCCUGUUUAGGAACAUACACCACAGUGCGGACAAUUUCCCUGAGCCUGAAAAAUUUGACCCCUCGAGAUUCGAGGCAGCACCAAAGCCGAACACCUUCAUGCCCUUUGGCAGUGGGACCCACUCAUGCCCUGGAAAUGAGCUGGCUAAGCUGGAGAUUCUGGUCCUCCUCCACCACCUCGCUACAAAGUACAGGUGGUCACUGUCUGGAUCCGAUACUGGAAUUCAGUUCGGACCUUUCGCUCUUCCUCUGAAUGGACUGCCCCUCACAUUUUCUUUCAAGACGGAGAAAUGAGGGGGCCGGGCUCGCUUAGUGAAAAAACCUAACAUACUAUCGGAACUUAUGGCAACAAAAAAAAAAAAAAAAAAA